AUGUCUAACUUAGCUGACAAAUAUUUUGAUAGACCAGAAGAACCGGAAUUCGAUAUUUGUAUGGCAGAUUUUGCUUCUGAAUAUGAAAUCAUAUCGAUUAAUAAGAAUAUUAAAAAUCCAAAGACUCCAAUUAAACGAUUACAAACACUAAAUUUUGCUAUUAAGAAACGUUGUAAUCGUAAGGCUAUUAUACGGUAUCCAUAUUUUAAUCGAGAAACAGAUAGAGAAAAUUAUUUUGAAAAUCUUCUUUCUCUCUAUUUACCGAUAAGAAGUCGAAAUGAAUUGAAAAAACCUUAUGAAUUGUUUUAUGAAAUAGGUGAAAUAUUUGAUGUUCGACAACAAUGUAUAAGAAGAGUAAAAGAAAUUGUCUAUGAAAAUCGAAAAAAAUAUGAAGCUCAUUUGAAAGAAACAGAUGAAAUGGAAUCAUUAUUUAAUCAAUUAUCAGUAGAUAUGAAAGACAACGAAUGGGCUGAAAUUGUUGCUAACAAAGAAAAGGAUAAUAUAUGGUCAGGAGAAAUUGAACUAGAAGAUAAUCCUGAUUUUAAUAUUCUACAUAAAAGAAAAAAUAAAAAUACGUUCAUUGAUUUGAAGCAAACUUUUGCUACUACGGAUGAAAUAAGACCUUUCUUAGAAUCGAUGAACUAUGAACAACAAGAAAUCUUUUAUUAUGUUCGAGAAUGGUGUACACAACGUUUACAUAAUCCUGAUGUCGAACCUCUUCGUUUGUUCAUUACGGGAGGAGCAGGCACAGGUAAAAGUCAUCUUUUGAAAUGUCUUCAUUACGAAGCAACAAAAAUUUUUUCUCGUAAAAAACAGUUAGAACCCGAUGAGAAUAUUGACGAGGUUCAUACAUUGAUCACAGCUUUUACUGGUGCAGCAGCUGUCAAUGUUGGUGGGAUAACUAUUCAUAGUGCAUUCGGGAUUGGAACUCAAAAUAAUACUUUAAGUGAUAAUUUAUCUUGCGAUAAAUUAAAUAGUUAUCGUUGUAAGUUGGGUACACUUAAAUUAUUAUUUGUUGAUGAAGUUUCUCUUAUACAAGCAAGUUUAUGGGGUGCUAUGCAUUCUCGUCUUACUCAAAUCAUGGGUAUACAUUCGAAUACAGCUAUUUUUGGUAAUAUUGGUAUAGUUGCUAUAGGUGAUUUUUAUCAAUGUUCACCAGUAGCAGCUUCAAGUAUUUAUUCUUCUUUACUUUGGUCUGAUCAUUUUGAAUAUGUUGAACUUAAAAUCAAUGAAAGACAAAAAACAAACAUUUUUUUCUCACAAAUGCUUAAUCGUAUUCGAAAAAUUAAAAAAAAAGAAGAUAUGAAUAAAGAAGAUCGUGAUGUACUUGAAAAAAGUCAUCAACGUUACUUGAACAAAGAAUAUCAUCCAGAAGCAUUGCAUCUUUUUGCUAGAAAUGCUCAGGUUGAUGCACAUAACGAAGAUAUGAUUGAGAAAAUUUGCACGAAUAUUCGAAUAUUCUAUGAAGUUAAUAAUAAUGACAAAGAAAUAAAAUCGAACGGAAGAACAGAAACAAAAAAAAAUAGUAAGCCAUUACGGCUUGCCAAAAAUGCUCGUGUGAUGAUAACGAAAAAUAUUUGUGUAAAUGAUGGAUUAGCAAAUGGUGUCACAGGUCGUAUUGUAGAAUUUGUAGAAAAUAAUAAUAAAGAUGUUUCUAACAUAAUAAUUAAAUGUGAUUCAUCUAAAGUUGGACGUCUUCAUAGAGUUAGUUGUCCACAUUGUCAUGGACGAGAUACAAUAUGUGUGAUGCGAGAAAGUAACACUAUUGAUCGACUAGACUAUGAUUCACAAUCAAAGAAAACAACAAAACAAUUUCCUUUACGUCUUAGCUGGGCAAUGACUAUACACAAAGCUCAAGGAAUUACUGUUGAUCAAGUUGUUAUUAGUACGAAAGACUUUUUUGGAAGUGGAAUGGGUUAUACAGCAUUAUCACGUGUUCGUAUCCUAGAAGGGCUGUUUCUUAUCGAUUUACACUUUGACAAAUUCUACUGUAACGAAAAUGUUGAUAGAGUUCUUUCUCAAAUGAAAAUAAUGAGAAAAAAACAAUUAAUAUUUCAAGAAUCUUCACAAUUCUUGAAUAUAUUGUUUCACAAUAUUGAAGGAUUAAAAUGUAAUUAUAAAGCAUUUUGUAAUUACCAUUUAUUAUAUAAAGCAGAUUUGAUUUGUCUAGCAGAAACAUGGUUGAAAGAUGAUACUCGAUUGGAUCAUCUUCAACUUAAUGGUUAUAAUCUUGUUCAUAAAACACGAGCAUGCUCAUUUGUAUCAAACCAUUUACUUCAUUCACAAAAAGGUGGUGGUGUUGCAAUAUAUUUUCGAGAAACUAUUCCUAUAAAAAAAAAUGAUUCAUAUGCACAUGUAAAUCUUGAAUGUAUUACUGUUCAAAUAGAAAAGAGUAACAUAGUUGUUAUCGUAUGUUAUCGAUCACCACAGCAGGAUAAAAAAGAAUUUAUUGUAAAUGUAAUUGAACAUUUAAAACAAUUUAAUAUUGACAAAAAUAUUCUUCUUAUUGGCGAUUUUAAUGAAGAUAGUCUUGAAAAUAAAUCAAAACCUAUUGAAACAAAGUUAGAAAAUUUAGGUUUUGUAAAUAUGUUUAAAGAUAUGCCUACCACGAAUAGUUUAACAAGCCUUGAUUGUGUUUAUUCUAAUUUUAUACUAAAUAAAGUUCAAUAUCGAGAUGUGACAGGAACAUUUUAUAGCUUUCAUGAUGCAUUAAUUUGUUCCAUUGAUAUAGAAAAUAAGGAAAAAGAAUCAAAUAAAGAGAUUGAGUUCAAUGAUGAUGAACAGAUGGAUACAGAUACCUGUUUACCUACUUCAUUAUCAUUCCUGGAAAUUUCUAAAGAAACAAAUAAAAGAAAAAAAAAUACAACAGUAAAAUCAAAUCAGGUAUUUAAAAAAAUAAAAGUUUUAACAAAUGGCAAUACCCGUAAUAAUCUUUUAAAAGAAAAACAAAGAUUAUUUCUUCGUAAUUAUACUAAUAUAAGAAAAGAAAAUUGCAUAGAAAGAAGAAGAGGCACAUUUAGUUCUAAUGAACAACUUUCUAGUAUAGGUUUAAAAAAAAUUAAUAUAUUAGCAGAUGGUAAUUGUUUCUUCCGUGCAAUUUCACAUCAACUAUAUAGACACGAAGACGAUCAUUUAGAUAUUAGAUCCGAAACAAUAAACUAUUUAAUUCAAAAUAUGAACGAUUUCGCACCAUUUAUUGAUGAAAUGUAUUCAACAAUAGAAAAUUACAUUCAACAAAUGAGUAAAGAUGGUACAUAUGCCGACCAUCUUACACUUUCAUCUACAGCAGUUAUCAUCAAUAAAAAUAUAAUUAUUCAUGAACUUGAAAAAAAACCUCUACUUAUUCCUGGUUCUGAUUUUCUUGAAGAUCAAUUACAUCUCUUUUAUGAUCCAAAUAUUCCACAUUACGAUAGUGUUGUUUGUAUUGAUGACACUCCAGCCUUUCUUUCGUCUGAACAUAUAGUAUUUACUUAA
Molecule: messenger RNA, 3474 nt
Organism: Rotaria sp. Silwood2
Lineage: Eukaryota; Metazoa; Rotifera; Eurotatoria; Philodinida; Philodinidae
Source: the annotation of a GenBank genome assembly